Closterium sp. NIES-65 is the source of this 1998-nucleotide messenger RNA. NCBI's taxonomy places the organism in Eukaryota, Viridiplantae, Streptophyta, Zygnematophyceae, Desmidiales, Closteriaceae. The record is from the annotation of a GenBank genome assembly.
AUGGACGGCCACGGUCACUGCCAAGAGAACCAACAGCAGCAGCAGCGCCAGGACGGCGCGGUUUCACCUGAGUCUCAAUCGCCCGCCCUUUCUUUCGGUGGACUGUCGUAUGAAGAAUGCAGGAGCGUGUUCUUCUCACCCAAUGCCCGUAGCUCUACCGACCCUCAUCUGCCAUCUUUCUGGCUCCCUCCUACCACCCACCACACUGCUGUCCUCACUUCCACUGCCGCCUCCAAUGCUCCCUUCUCCAGGUCGCCUUUCUCCGCUGCCACUUCUCCCCCCAAAGUUGCUGCUCUCCCAAAUUUCAUUCCUGUUCCCAAUACCGCCGCUCUCUCAAAUGACUCUGUGGCGACCAACACAGCGACAUACGCCAGAGCAGCAGCGCUCAGCCUUCCCAUGAAGAGAGCACGGGAGGAGAUGAGCUCUCUCACGGCCAACCAGCCCCUCCUGUCGAAUGCCUCCCGGGAUGAGCUUGGGCUGCCUCGUCGUGUGCCACAGCGGCCUCAGUCUCUAAGGGAGCUGCUUCAGCUGCGCGGCGAGAGGUGCCGGCAGCACCAAGCUCUGUGGCCUGCCGUGGGGUCGGAGAGAGCCUGGUUUGCCCAUCUGCUGCUGGAGGAGCGUCGCCACCAGCAAGGGGAGAAUGGCGCGGUGCAGCGGGUGUUGUGGCCGCGCGUUGGGUCGGAGAGUGCCCUUCCAGACGACGUGCUGCUGGGGUGCAGCAGCGACGACCCCGCCUUCAUCCAGCGCUCUGCUCUGUCUGCUCCUCCGCCCACCCAGCCACACGCAGCGCUGCCAGCGCCAAUGCCCUCCCAACUCGCUGCCGGGCCUUAUUCUGCUCCGUGCAUUGAUGAUUCCAAGCCCUGCAUUGGCGAUUCCAAGCCCUGCUGUGGGGAUGUGGCUCCGUGCGUUGAAGAUGCGCCCCCUGCUGAUGCCCGUGCUGCUGUACAGCAGCUGGCCCAGUCCGUCGACUCCUGCACCCAGGAGCACGGCAACAGCUACGCGCAUGACAGCAAGAGCGAUGUGCAUGCACACGGCAGCAGUAACCACGACAUCCCAGUGCAGGGCAGCAAUGUGCCCUACGGUAGGAGCGAGAGCCUCUUUCUCGACGCGCCCGUCUCCCACCUGUGCCUCGCUGAGCCUGGCCCCUCCGUGCCGCGGGCAGGUGGGAGCCUGGCACCCCCAGAAGGUGGGGUGGGUCUGCCAGAGCGGGUGGUGGAGCAGCGAGGCACCCUCGAGGGAGGUCCUGAUGUGAUUGCCUCGCCAAGCCUCAUGAAGCCAGCGGUUGAUCCUUGUUUUAAUGUGGGUGAUGCCCUGGGAGGUGAAUCUGCUUCCUGGGAGAGCUCCUUCCCUCCCGGGCUCAACUCAGAUGUGCCUUCUGCAAGCAGUCUGCUUGGGCUUGGAGAAACAGCUGAUUUGAAGGUGGAGGACGGCUGGAGAAUGGACAUGCCUGGUGUCAACUCUGUCCACUCGCAGCGCUGCCUGGGUCAGUGCCCUCACCACUCUCUGCUCUGCCUGGCUCCGCUAUGGGCUGCACAAGCCGGCCGAGGGACCUGCCACCCCUGGUGCUGCUGGGACAACAGUGUGACAGAGUGCGCGGUUGAGCAGGGAGAAGCUGGGGAGGGAGGUGCUGAGCGGCACACGCAGCAGAAAUUUCCCACCCAGGAGGGCAUGCAUGCGCAGGGGAAGGCCUGUCAGUGCUUAGAGCUUCAGCGCAUGCUGUCGCUGUUGCCACACACACCAGCCACAGUUGCAUUCACAGCCGCCGCCACAGGAACUCCCACAGCUACCAGCACAACCGUCUUUGCUGUCUCCUUCCGCCACCAAUGCACUGAACGCGCCCUUGAACGCAAGGGGGCCACAAAUGCACGCUCCCUUACAACCGCGCACUGCCAUGCUGCAGAGCCCUUCUUCCCGGGUGCUCUGUCAGCUUUGUGCAACCCCAUGCUCCCUUCGUGGCCUGACGUGGCCGUUACAUCAGGAGGUGAUGGGAUGCCCUGA